Molecule: messenger RNA, 3123 nt
Organism: Oncorhynchus kisutch (coho salmon)
Lineage: Eukaryota; Metazoa; Chordata; Actinopteri; Salmoniformes; Salmonidae
Gene: ptgs1
Product: prostaglandin-endoperoxide synthase 1
Exons: 10
Coding region: 821-2521 (566 amino acids)
Biological process (GO): cyclooxygenase pathway; response to oxidative stress
Cellular component (GO): cytoplasm; neuron projection
Molecular function (GO): prostaglandin-endoperoxide synthase activity; heme binding; peroxidase activity
Source: RefSeq, a predicted model, not a curated record
AUAGGACUGUCGCCUAUCGAGAAGCCAUUUCCUCUUAGCAGAAGACUCCAGUUAUCUAAAUGACUGAAGAAUACUGCUUAAUGAGGAAGGAUCUGCUGAACUACUGCCACUCAUACAUACUCGUCAUUGUGAAAAUUAUAUUUAUGAUCAUCUCAAUGGAUGCGUGUCUUGCAGGGAAGGACAGUAAGCCAUAACAUGAUAGUGACUGCAUGGCCAAGGAUGUGAGAGUUGGCAUCGUGCUUGCCUCAUGGCAGUAGACAUUUCUGUUAGCACAGCUCUCCAACCACAGUCUGACUCCUUAAGUAGUCCAAACACUCUUCUUUCCUGGCUUGUAAAUUAAUUAUAGGCUGAAUCUCAACUGGAAAUCAUUCAACUUACUGUUAAUGCACUAAUGGAAGAUUUGUGUGAAAAUAGUAGGUUAGGUUGUUCACACCUCGUUAGGAUUUGGCCCUGACUAAGAUGACAUGCUCAUUUAGCUGUCGUUUUGGUGAGUGUCCUCGCCAGAUGACAAUCAUAAAUGUGCUUAUAGCAUGAGCAAAACAAUGAACUCAGGCUGGAACUUGAUUUUGCCCUCCUCCCUUUUACUGGACUUUUACUGCAGUUAUGUGCACAUAACUGUAUUAUUAAAUAGAUCUUCCCUACCUCACCAGGGAGUCAGGCAACACAUCAAAUUCCAGCCUGAGAUGAAUGUUCUGCUCAUGCUUUAAGCACAUUCUUCAGUGUGGCAUCCAAGCUGGAGAGACAUUGGACACCAUCUGAAUAUUGUCCUGGCUGACAGCACGGAUGUGUGUUGUUAUGACAAUGAUGGUGAUCAGGAAAAAUGAAUCCCUGUUGCUAUUACCCCUGUCAAAACUGGGGUGUGUGUUUAAGGUUUGGCACUGACCGCUAUGAAUGUGACUGCACUCGCACCGGCUUCUAUGGACAGAAUUGCACUAUCCCUGAGUUCUGGACAAGGGUCUACCUGAAGCUGAAGCCGAGCCCUGAUGUGGUCCACUACAUCCUUACACACUUCCACUGGCUGUGGAGCCUCAUCAACAGGACCUUCCUACGGGACUGGCUCAUGAGGGUGGUCCUCACAGUCAGAGCAAACCUUAUUCCCAGUCCUCCUACCUUCAACUCAAAGUAUGGAUACCUCAGCUGGGAAUCCUACUCCAAUGUCUCCUAUUACACCCGUAUCCUACCCCCUGUGCCUGAAGGCUGCCCCACCCCUAUGGGUGCCAAAGGAAAGUCUGUCCUCCCAGACCCAAAGCUGGUGGUGGAGAAGUUUCUGCUGAGGAGGAAGUUCAGGCCGGAUCCACAGGGAACCAACCUGAUGUUUGCUUUCUUCGCUCAGCACUUCACCCAUCAGUUCUUCAAGACUCAAAACAGCAUGGGCCUGGGCUUCACCAGGGCGUUGGGGCAUGGGGUGGAUGCCGGCCAUGUCUACGGCGAUAAUCUGGUGCGUCAACUGAACCUCCGGCUUCUUAAAGACGGAAAGAUGAAAUACCAGGUAAUUAAAGGUGAGGUGUACCCUCCAACGAUAGCCGAGGCGCCAGUGAAUAUGAGCUACCCUCGAGGGGUUCCCGAGGGGCAGCGCAUGGCCAUUGGGCAGGAGGUGUUUGGGCUGCUGCCAGGCCUCACCAUGUACGCCACCCUGUGGCUGAGAGAACACAACCGCGUCUGUGACAUUCUGAAGGCCGAGCACCCCACCUGGGGGGAUGAGCAGCUCUUCCAGACCACCAGGCUCAUCGUCAUAGGUGAGACUAUCCGGAUAGUGAUCGAGGACUACGUGCAGCACCUGAGCGGCUACCUGUUGGAUCUGAAGUUCGAUCCGGUCCUGCUCUUCAAGUCCACGUUCCAGUACAGGAACCGCAUCGCUGUGGAGUUCAACCAACUGUACCACUGGCACCCCCUUAUGCCAGACAGCUUCCACAUAGACGGAGACGUGGUGCCCUACUCCCAGUUCAUCUUCAACACCUCCAUCGUCACACACUACGGGGUGGAGAAACUGGUGGACGCUUUCUCACGCCAGUGUGCUGGACAGAUAGGAGGUGGGAAGAACAUCCACCCAGUGGUGACCAAGGUGGCCGAGGGUGUUAUUGAAGAGUCCAGGGCUCUGCGUCUCCAACCCUUCAACGAGUACAGGAAGAGGUUCAACCUGAGGCCCUACACAUCUUUCUCUGACUUCACUGGUGAGGAGGAGAUAGCCAGGGAGCUGGAGGAGCUCUAUGGUGACAUCGAUGCGCUGGAGUUCUACCCCGCCCUCAUGCUGGAGAAGACACGCCCCAACGCCAUAUUUGGCGAGAGCAUGGUGGAGAUGGGGGCUCCCUUCUCCCUGAAAGGCCUUCUGGGUAACCCGAUCUGUUCCCCAGAGUACUGGAAGCCCAGCACGUUUGGAGGCCAGACAGGCUUUGAUAUAGUCAACUCAGCCUCGCUGGAGAGACUGGUGUGUCUGAACACUAAGUGGUGUCCGUACGUAGCCUUCAGUGUGCCUCCAGCUGGGCAGGAGCCGCCGCCAAGGAAAACGUCCACUGAACUGUAAGCUAUAGUGAGUUUACUGUAAUCCAUGGUUACGUUAGUGUUGUUGUAUGGUAUUAUUGUAAUGCCCUUGCCCACCUUUGAUGCCUGUACUGUAUAUUAUGUUUAUGUUUGCAAGGACUGCAUUUAUGAAUCAUCACCAAGUUCCCUAUGUACGUUGUACUUUGUGAACAUGAAAAGUAGCCUGGAUUAAAAACUCAUAAAAUAGUGAAAUAGUUUGUAAUAAGGUUUAUUUGAUAUUAAUUUAGGUCUACAUUACAGUACAUCCAUAAUGAUCUAGCUAUGGUCAUUGAUUUAACAGUAUUUUUGCGAAAAGGUAGAAAUGAAAAUCACAUUGGAAACUGUAUAACAGAAUAUUGUCAAAUGAAGUACAGCAGUAUUAUAGUUGGCCAUUCUUGAGUAAAUAAAACAUCUAUUUGAUACAGUACUGUUUUUGUUUGUUUUACUUUACAGUAUGUGAAUGUUAUAUCUGUUUCAAAUAACUUUCAUAUUUUUAGUUGCUAUUUUAUCACCCAUACAAAGGUAACAAGAUCACUAAAGAUUGAUAUAUUUAUACACCAAAAUAAAUAUGUAAUAUUACAAAAUAAAAAACUUUGUUUACGAUCA